AAUUGACCAUUUCCAAAGAAAAGUUGCUUCUCUCUCCGUUGUGUUACCCUGCUUCGUAGAAUCAUAGCCUUCUCGGCAGACACAAAAAUUCAUCUUCUUCAUUUUGAUUUAGGGUUUCAUUUUCUUCCUCACUCGUCAUGUAUAGAGCUACAGCUUCAUCACUCAAAAGGCAUCUCAAGGGCCGUGGUGGCUACUUGGGAGCAACUAGGUUUGCUACUUCAAGUGCUGUAGCUGCAAAGGUUGCUUCUGGUGGUUUGUUUAGCUGGCUUACCGGGGAGGUUUCUAGUUCACUUCCACCUCUUGAUACACCACUUAGUUCUGUUGUUCUUCCUGAUCCGCUACCAGAUUAUGUUGAACCAAGCAAGACUAAGAUUACAACUCUUUCCAAUGGACUUAAAAUUGCUUCAGAGAACUCGCCGAACCCUACAGCCUCAAUUGGGUUAUAUGUUGAUUGUGGUUCAAUCUAUGAGACACCAUUGUUAAGUGGGGCUUCGCAUUUGCUAGAGAGAAUGGCUUUCAAGAGCACGAUUAACCGUAGUCACUUUCGUAUUGUAAGGGAAACAGAAGCAAUUGGUGGUAAUAUAGGAGCCUCGGCCUCUCGGGAACAAAUGGGUUACACUUUUGAUGCCUUGAAGACCUAUGUUCCACAAAUGGUUGAAUUACUUGUUGACUGUGUAAGGAACCCAGCCUUCUUGGAAUGGGAGGUCAAUGAAGAGCUACGAAGAGUGAAAGCAGAGCUUGGAGAACUCUCAAACAAUCCCCAGGGCAUGCUAUUGGAAGCAAUUCACUCUGCUGGUUAUUCUGGUGCAUUGGCAUAUCCUCUUUUGGCUCCUGAAGAAGCACUGAACAGAUUGGAUGGCCCCAGUUUAGAGGAAUUUGUUGCUGAAAAUUACACAGCUCCUAGAAUGGUACUUGCUGCAUCUGGAGUAGAGCAUGAAGAGCUUCUAGCUGUUGCCGAGCCACUUCUCGCUGACCUGCCAAGUGUUCCUCGUCCCGAAGAACCAAAAUCUACCUAUGUUGGAGGUGAUUUCCGUCGUCACGGUGAAGCAGGGGCUACACAUGUUGCUAUUGCUUUUGAAGUUCCCGGUGGCUGGCAAAAGGAGAGAGAUGCUAUAGUUUUGACUGUUCUACAGAUGCUUAUGGGAGGAGGUGGUUCAUUCUCAGCUGGGGGCCCCGGUAAAGGGAUGCACUCAAGGCUAUUUCUUCGCGUGUUGAAUGAAUAUCAGCAGAUUCAAUCUUUUUCUGCAUUCAACAGUAUCUUCAACAAUACAGGACUAUUUGGCAUUUAUGCGAGCACUAGCCCUGAUUUUGUACCAAAAGCUGUAGAGUUAGCUGUCAGAGAACUAACAUCACUUGCAACACCAGGACAAGUUUCACAGUCACAGCUUGAACGUGCCAAGCAAUCUACAAAAACUGCAGUUCUCAUGAAUCUGGAAUCUAGAAUGAUCGCCUCAGAAGACAUAGGAAGGCAGAUUUUGACUUAUGGAGAAAGGAAACCUUUGGAGCAGUUCUUGAAGGCUGUAGAUGAAAUCACUAUAAAUGAUAUCACUAAAAUUUCUGAAAGGAUUAUUUCCUCACCUUUGACUAUGGCAUCAUAUGGAGAUGUUAUUAAUGUGCCGAGUUAUGAAACUGUGAGCCGCAUGUUCCAUGCGAAAUGAACAUUAUGACACUGUUUUCUGGAUCACAUAUAUGCAUACUUCAAAUUUUCAAGAGAAAUGCUGAAAAUAAAUCCAGAUAAAUUUUUGUACGGAUAAGAAGACCCAUUGUUAGGGUUCUGUGAUUGUCUUAGGUGAAUGGUCUCAUCGCAUUUUGCGUUAUGCCAAUUUUUUGGUUGUUUAUGAGUGAAUUUUCUCUCAUUUUGUUGCUUAAGAGAGCACAAAAGCAGUUAACUAUUAUUUUUACGAAUCUGUUUUCGACAAUCUCUUUUACUAAUCAGUAUCCCGUAUAUUGCUCGGGAUUUAAUUUUUGAAA
Molecule: messenger RNA, 1971 nt
Organism: Trifolium pratense (red clover)
Lineage: Eukaryota; Viridiplantae; Streptophyta; Magnoliopsida; Fabales; Fabaceae
Product: mitochondrial-processing peptidase subunit alpha-like
Exons: 13
Coding region: 138-1658 (506 amino acids)
Biological process (GO): proteolysis
Cellular component (GO): mitochondrion
Molecular function (GO): metalloendopeptidase activity; metal ion binding
Source: RefSeq, a predicted model, not a curated record